Rotaria sordida is the source of this 119-nucleotide messenger RNA. The record is from the annotation of a GenBank genome assembly. NCBI's taxonomy places the organism in Eukaryota, Metazoa, Rotifera, Eurotatoria, Philodinida, Philodinidae.
UGGAAGCUUGUGUUUGUAAUGGUGGUUGUGCUACAAAAAAAUGUCCAUGCAAAGCAGCUAAAGUACCAUGUGGUACAAAGUGUCAUCCUGCUAAAAAGAAAUCUUGUACAAAUAUAUAG